This is a messenger RNA of Aptenodytes forsteri (emperor penguin), 1329 nucleotides long. RefSeq names its product rhomboid like 3 (gene RHBDL3). The record is from RefSeq and is a predicted model, not a curated record. Gene Ontology annotation, molecular function: serine-type endopeptidase activity; calcium ion binding. Lineage: Eukaryota; Metazoa; Chordata; Aves; Sphenisciformes; Spheniscidae. Gene Ontology annotation, cellular component: membrane.
AUGAAGAAGGAUGUUGGAAAUGGCACUAAAUCAUUUGGUUAUUUCUCUGUUAGAAUAUACUUCUACAGUUUACUGCAUGUUAAUGUCGUUGCUCUUAAACCUUCUUUUUCUCUUUUUCCUCCCUUAUGCAUUGCCUCUCAGCACUGGAAAGCCCUAUUUGAUCAGAGAGCUAGCUGUUCCUGCAGGCAGGCACUAAAGGGAGAGGAAAGCAGCUGGGAUGAAGCACAAGUCAGGAAGCAGGCUGAAAUGUUCGAUCCUGACAACACCGGCUACAUCAGCACUGAGAAGUUUCGCUCCCUUCUCCAGAGACACGGCUCAGAGCUGGACCCCCACAAGCUGGAGGUCCUGCUGGCCCUGGCAGACAGCAACUCUGAGGGGAGGAUCUGCUACCAGGACUUCGUCAACCUGAUGAGCAACAAAAGGUCGAAUAGUUUCCGCCAAGCCAUCCUUCAGGGGAACAGGAGGCUGUGCAGCAAGGCACUGCUGGAGGAAACAGGGCUGAGCCUUUCGCAGAGGCUGAUCCGGCAUGUUGCAUACGAGACCCUUCCACGAGAGAUAGACCGCAAGUGGUACUACGACAGCUAUACCUGCUGCCCUCCACCCUGGUUCAUGAUUACCAUCACUCUUGUAGAGGUUGCCUUUUUUCUUUACAACGGAGUGGUAUUAGACAGAUUUGUGCUGCAAGUCACCCACCCCUUAUACCUGAAGAACACAUUACUUUACCAUCCUCAGCUCCGUGCUCAGGCUUGGAGGUACCUAACCUACAUAUUCAUGCAUGCAGGGAUAGAACACCUUGGACUCAAUGUUGUCCUUCAGCUCUUGGUUGGGGUUCCCCUGGAAAUGGUGCAUGGAGCUGCGAGGAUCAGUUUUGUGUACGUUGCUGGAGUUGUGGCAGGGUCCCUGGCAGUGUCAGUAGCUGAUAUGACUGCGCCUGUGGUGGGUUCCUCUGGAGGCGUGUAUGCUCUUGUCUCAGCUCACUUGGCAAAUAUAGUCAUGAACUGGUCAGGAAUGAAGUGCCAAUUCAAACUGCUGCGCAUGGCUGUUGCCUUGAUCUGUAUGAGCUUUGAAUUUGGAAGAGCCGUGUGGCUGCGAUUCCACCCCUCCGCUUACCCACCGUGCCCACACCCCAGCUUCAUGGCUCACCUGGGAGGGGUGAUGGUUGGAAUCACCCUUGGUGUCAUUGUCCUGAGGAACUAUGAGCAGAGACUCCAAGAUCAGACUUUAUGGUGGAUCUUCCUUUCUAUUUAUGUCAUUUUUGUCUUGUUUGCCAUCUUCUGGAACAUUUUUGCCUACAGCCUGUUGGAUCUAAAGCUACCUCCCCCUCCUUGA